Molecule: messenger RNA, 1389 nt
Organism: Diceros bicornis minor
Lineage: Eukaryota; Metazoa; Chordata; Mammalia; Perissodactyla; Rhinocerotidae
Gene: BFSP2
Product: beaded filament structural protein 2
Exons: 7
Coding region: 1-1389 (462 amino acids)
Biological process (GO): intermediate filament organization
Cellular component (GO): intermediate filament
Molecular function (GO): structural molecule activity
Source: RefSeq, a predicted model, not a curated record
AUGAGCACAAGGCGAGUGGUGGUGGAGGCGCCCGCCGAGGCCAGCCCCAGCAUGCCCCUCCAGAGGCACCGGGCAUCCUUCAGGGGAGCACGGGUAUCUCCCCUGGAAAGCCCCCCGGCCUCCAGGACCAACGCUGUGGGUGGUCUCGUCCGAGCACCCAGGGUCUAUGUAGGGAUGGCACCCAGUGUGUCCACAAGUGGCCUGGCCGCCCGUGUGACCCGCAGGGCCCUGGGCAUCAGCAGUGUCUUCCUGCAGGGCCUGCGGAGCUCAGGAACCACGGCACCUGUUCCAGGCCUAGAGAGGGACCUCAGUGCCGUUGAGGACCUGGGGGGGUGCCUGGUGGAAUACAUGGCCAAGGUGCACGCCCUCGAGAAAGUCAGCCAGGAGCUGGAGGCACAACUGCGGAUGCACCUGGAGAGCAAGGCCGGGCGCUCGGAAAACUGGGGUGCUCUCAGGGCCUCCUGGGCCAGCAGCUGCCAGCAGGUGGGAGAAGCAGUCCUGGAAAAUGCCCGGCUCAUGCUGCAGACGGAGAAUAUCCAGGCAGGUGCGGACGACUUUAAAGAGAGAUAUGAAAAUGAGCAGCCAUUUCGAAAGGUAGCAGAAGAGGAAAUUAACUCUCUGUAUAAAGUCAUCGAUGAAGCUAAUUUGACAAAAAUGGAUCUGGAAAGUCAAAUAGAAAGGCUGAAAGAAGACUUUGGCUUUCUGUCAAGGAGCUAUGAAGAGGAUGUGAAAAUGCUGUACAAACAGUUGGCAGGAUCUGAGCUGGAAAAAAUGGAUGUUCCCAUUGGCACUGGUCUGGACAACAUCCUUGAGACCAUCAGAAUUCACUGGGAGAGAGAUGUCGAAAAGAACCGGGUGGAGGCAGGAGCCUUGCUCCAAGCCAAGCAACAGGCAGAUGUGGCCCGCAUGGCCCGGACCCAGGAAGAGAAGCUGGCUGCUGCCCUCAGGGUGGAGUUACACAACACUUCGUGCCAAGUCCAGAGCCUCCAGGCUGAGACGGAAUCCUUGCGGGCCCUGAAACGAGGCCUGGAGAACACCCUGCACGAUGCCAAGCACUGGCACGACAUCGAGCUGCAGAACCUGGGCGCCGUGGUCGGCCGGCUGGAGGCGGAGCUGCGGGAGAUGCGCGCCGAGGCCGAGCAGCAGCAGCAGGCGCGCGAGCAUCUGCUGGCGCACAAGUGCCAGCUGCAGAGGGACGUGGCGGCCUACCACGCUCUGCUGGACCGGGAGGAGAGCCGUUCAAACGACUACAAGGCCACAGGUCGCUCUGGGCCAGCAGACACACGUGUACCCUACGCAUGCGCCGAGGCGGGACCCACCCACCCCUUCGACCGGACCUCUUCAGCCAAGUCACCAACCAGUCCUCUAAAUGCCCGCCCUCAAGGCUAA